AUGCUCCAAAACACUAUCAAGCGUUACCACGUUACUAGCAAUAUGGCAGCUCCCGUGAACAGUGUGGGUAACCCCUCAGCUGACCGUUCAACUUUCAAUAGUACAAGCUUUCAGAAGAAAGCUAGAAGCAAAUUAAUCUCCAUACCUGGUACUAGACCUUCCGUUCAAAAUGGACAACUCUUAAUUUCGACUGGUGUCACGUCACUCGACUAUCUGCUCGGUGGUGGGUUAGCAGUUGGAACUGUGCUUCUCAUUGAGGAAGACCGAUAUGAUAGCUACUCUCGCAUGAUCUUGAAGUACUUUCUGGCUGAAGGAGUGGUGUGUCGACAUGAACUUUUUGUGGCGGCGGCUCAAGAUAAUCCAGAUGAUAUCUUACAGGAACUCCCAGCACCCAUCUUGGAUGAUGUUGCUAUUCACAAACCUUUGGAGCAGCCCAGGCUGCCGUGUGAACCCCAAAACCGUUUGGAUUCCAUGAAGAUUGCCUGGCGCUAUCAGAAUCUACCUAAAGUACAGAGUGCUCUGGCAUCCUCUUCCCGGUUUGGGCACUACUAUGACGUCUCCAAGACGAUGGACCCAGAAAUUCGUCAGGCAGCCAAGUGCCACCGCUUCUACCUUCCAGAACAUCCCAUUCUGUCAUCAACCGCACACAGUACCAUGUUUGAGUCCUACUCUGCAUUGCUGAAGUCUCUUCAAGAGAUCAUACAAAGGGAGGGCUUUGAUGUGGCUGCCCCCAUGUCAAAGUCACGUAACAUCUUGAGAAUUGGGCUUCACUCUCUUGGCUCAGCUCUGUGGGGUGAUGACCUGAGUUGCCAUGAUAACCCUACACACAGCCACGCCCUGACUACAUUUCUUUAUGGACUACGUGCCUUGCUGAGGUCAUCACUGUCAGUUGCAGUAAUUACUGUACCCUCUCAUCUCAUCCAGGACAGAGCUCUAAUGGGCAGCAUAACCAGGCUAUGUGACAAUGCCAUAGCACUUGAAUCUUUCAAAGGCUCAGAAAGAGAGACCAACCCUCUCUAUAAAGACUACCAUGGUCUACUACAUGUUCACCAGGUUCCUCACCUAAACUGUCUGGCAAGCCAACUUCCUGACCACAAGGACCUCGCCUUUAAGCUGAAGAGAAAACAGUUCACUAUUGAGCGGCUGCAUUUGCCUCCAGACUUGUCCGAGACUGUGAGUCGUGUGAGCAGGGGAGAUCUGGCAGGAGCAGCCAUGGUGGCUUCAGCCUGUGGCUCCGGCACUUCCGGCAACAAACACCUGGACUUCUAGAUCUCUGGCACAGUCGCCAUGGGCAACCAACACCUGGAAUGCUGCAGACGUUGUCCUCUUUGCUGCAGUGACCAGGUUGUUUCCUCGCCCACAUAAUGUCAACAGUGAUAACCUGGCCAGCCAUUACCACCUGCCAAGUGUACCAGCCAGGGGUGAAGAUCUAAACAUCCACAACACCUCUGUUCAAAACAGACACUUUUACUCAUAUAUUUCAAGCCAUUUUUUUACAUAUGAGUAUACCAUAUAGCCUUUUUUUGUGACUCAGACAGUUUCAUGAGAAGCCUAUUGAAGUCAUCAUCAUCAUCAUCAGCUCCCCCAGAAUCUGCAAAAAUUGUAAACCCUGAGGUCCUUCAAAAUGCAGUAUGAAGGUCUAUGAAUGGCAGAGUGACUGGUGCUUAACCCAGUUAAAAUCCAAUACAGAGAAUUAUUCAGGGUUUGGUACAUUUAGUUUGUUCUUUGUGUUUUUCUCUGCCUCUGGGGAUUUUGUUUACAAGUAAAGUGUAAUCAUGAAAUAUUUUCCAGUCUUCACAGACUCUCCAUCUUGGCAAACAUUAAAUAAUUCAACUAAGCUCUGGGCAUACUUUACAAAACAUGAGGUCGCUCCUGUGCUGCUCCACCAUUUAAAAAUACAGUUUAUUUUCUAGGACAAUGAACUGUCCUCUUGUGAAAUAAAGAUGACAAGUAUACAAACCAGAACCUGACACAUUCUCUUUAUUGAGAUUUUUUUUUUUUUUUUUUUUUUUUUGCUUUACUACACCACAGUAUCAACUCUGAGCAGAAAAGUGACUUUCCCUGAGAGUGUGUCUUAUGAAUGACUGAUCUCUGUGGUCCCUGACUGGUUUCAGGUUCAAAUAGGGUUAUGUCCAACUGACCCCUGAGACUGUGCCGGUAAGUAACGUCCACCUCCAGUAAGCGGAGCAGAGCAGGAAUGUAGGCAGAGGGUAGGAAAACUGGAUUUGGAUGCAGGCUUCACACCUCAUCAGGCAUGUUUGCUGGAUGAGCUGCUUUGCCAUGACAAGUCCAAAAGAACAAAUUAGGUCAAAUGGUGAGAUGGAUAAAAACAGAAAAAGAAACAUGAAAAAUUAAAUGUUUCACUUUUGUUUUCCACAGACCACCACCGAUGCCACUUUGAAUAUUUUUGCCUGUAGAAACUGGCAGUAUUGGUAACCAUCUGCAACAUGUGUUGGGAGAGAAUUGCGUUACCUGACAGUUUUAUACACGAAUGGAGCGCUCUUAUAUCGGGUUCAUGAGAGAGACAUGACAUGCACAGGUCACUUGUACAGGUAAACAGAAGUUUAUGUUAUCAGGAUGAAAAUAGUUCUCUGAGUUGCUGUUGCUAAAGUUCUGGCAUAUUCAGGGUAUACUUUUAAAGUAAAUGAAAACAGAAUAAAUUAAUUUUGCCAUGAGUUCAUGUUGGCAUGCUAGUGGUACACCUCUUUUUAAACAACUUAACUUUGGAAAGUGCCUGUGUCACUGUUCUGAUUAGUUUUGUUUUGUUUUUUUUGUUUGUUUGUUUGUUUUUUAAAGAUUAGCUUCUGUUUGUAAUGUGAGUUAUGUCUGUGCUUGUAAGAAUAACAUGUUGCCUCAGUUUUCUAUGAAGUUGGAGUAAAUGUAGUAUUUACUUGUGCUCGUCUCUCUGAAGUAAAAUAAAUGGCAUUUCAACAUUU
This is a messenger RNA of Melanotaenia boesemani (Boeseman's rainbowfish), 2936 nucleotides long. It is a transcript of the gene elp4, whose product is annotated as elongator acetyltransferase complex subunit 4. Bases 1 to 1269 code for a protein of 422 amino acids. NCBI's taxonomy places the organism in Eukaryota, Metazoa, Chordata, Actinopteri, Atheriniformes, Melanotaeniidae. The record is from RefSeq and is a predicted model, not a curated record. Gene Ontology annotation, biological process: tRNA wobble uridine modification. Gene Ontology annotation, cellular component: transcription elongation factor complex; elongator holoenzyme complex; cytoplasm. The transcript is spliced from 10 exons.